Molecule: messenger RNA, 2464 nt
Organism: Ectocarpus sp. CCAP 1310/34
Lineage: Eukaryota; Phaeophyceae; Ectocarpales; Ectocarpaceae
Source: the annotation of a GenBank genome assembly
AUGGUCCCCGGCGAAGACCUGGAAGCAAGGUUUAAAGGGGAUAUUCGACGGUGGACUUUGGCGGGGCUGAAGCAGUUCGACAUGUACAGACUUAUUUCCGAGCUUGUGAAGCCCCUGCAGCUUGGAGAGCCCGGUCGGCAGAAGGUGCAGCGCGAAUGCUGGUCUACACCGACCGACGCCCUAGACUUGGUGUCUGAGUUGAAAGACAUGGCCGGCUGCUACGUGAAGUAUGACACGGAUGGGCUGCAUCGACUGAAACACGUGUUUUGGUCCACCGGCCAGCAACAGGUCUUCGCCCGCCAGUGGGGCGGGAUCGUUCUUCAAGACAACACUGCUCUGACCAACAGAGUACUUGUCCUUAUUCGCCUUAUUUUUGCCACUGGUAAGAUGAGUGAUGAACACCCUGUUCGAUUGCGCUUUAUACAACCCCGUGCUUUUGCAUCGCGUUCGUGCAGAUAUGGCAUGCAUUUCAUGCUGUUCAUCGGAGUCGACUCGGAGAACAAAACGGUCGUCUUUGCGCAGGGGUUCUUUUCCGACCAGUCGUCCGACACCUAUCAGUGGGCUUUGAAGCACUACUGCACAAUCUGCGGGGGGCAACCAGAGGUGAUCAUUACGGACGCGGACGCUGGCAUGACGCACGCUGUAGAAACCUUUCUGCCUAGCACCACUGUGCACUUGUAUUGUCUGUGGCACGUGAUGAAAAACGUGAGGAAGAACUGCGCAAGGGCUUUGGGCAAGAAGGCAAGCCGCUUCUACAGGCUAUUGCACGCUGCGGCCUUCGCUGCUACGGAAGAGGCAUGCUCGGACGCUUGGUCUGAGAUUUUUCGUCACGUGAAGGGCUCCGACUGCGAAGAAUACGUCACUGGGCACCUCUUGCGGCACCACCGGCACUGGUCACGCUGCUUUUUCCCGACGACUAUGACUCUCAACAUGACAGCGACACAGAGGGUGGAGGGGAUGUUCAGCGUGUUGAAGAAAGGGCGGAUUGUGAACCGCCGUUGUUCUCUGGUUAGGGUGAAAGCGGAGCUGGAGAAACGGAUCGCAGGUUUCACUUUGGCGUCAAACCUACUGAGCACCAAGGCCCCCAGCCUUGGCAGGCAGCACAUCGACGACCACGUGCUCAAGACAGCCGAACAUGUCUUCAGACAACUGACCGAUGUUGGAGCCAGCACGUACGCCGUUAAUGAGAUGGUGGCAGAGAUGCGUGCGAGUGCAGCGUAUGACACGGCGGUUCUGACUGACAAGCAGGCGGAUGACGCGGCGUGCCACGACUGUCUUGACGGCUUGGCCGAGCGGGGGGGGAGGACGGAGGGUUAUUGUGCAGACGUGCCAGCGGAAGCGUUUGAGGGUAGCCACGAUCCGGACAUCACCAUGUACGGAACGACGUCCUUGCCGUCAUUCGCUGAGCUUGUUCGUAAUGUGGGCAUUGAAGCGGUCGUGCAAGUACAAUACAAGUAUCCUAGAACUGCUCGUAGGGGAAAGGUGAGCCACAUUGUCGUGGUUGGGCCUAAGGGAUUCCAGCUGUGCACGUGCUUAAAGCUUAUGAGGUGUGGGUUGCCCUGCAGUCAUGUGUUCGCCGCACUGGUGACAAGGCUCGACCGGGCGAGCGAUUUCAUUGGCGCGUCGAUCCACCCUCGUUGGCGAAAGUCUGUUGUGGAAUGGAGUCUACGGAAUGUCGCACUAGGAACCUUCGAUGGCCACGAGACCUUCACGGGUGGUUUCACGGAAGAUUUUGGUGGGGGUGAUUUUGAUGGGGAUAGCCAGGACACCCUCAACACAAGUGUAGCAUACACACGCAAGAAGGCUUACGUUGACUAUAUCGCGAUGGCCCAGCAGUGGGCGAAUCAAGCGGCAGCGACCUUAGAUGGGACCCCUGCCGCGUACCAAGCAUAUUGCGCAAUGGUAGAAAGGCAGCGACAUGAAGUUCAAGCGCUUCUGCGGGGCCCAGGGCCUAGUGACGGGUUGGCUGGUCUAGGUAACCCACCCAUUGCCCUCCCCAAUGAUAGGAAGGAAACUAGGCACAAGGAUGCUGCUGGCACGGAAGGAGGGCGCCCUAAGAAGAAGUCAAAGGUCGAAAAAGUUGUAGCCUUAAUACAGAGUGGUAAGAUGUAGCCGUGCGUGCGCGUGAUGCCAACUUUUGUCCGACGUGGAACACUGGCGGCGUUGUGUUUCUGAGGAAGAUGUUGGUGCACUGCUGUGCUCCAGCUGGCCAUGGUCUUUCUAGCGUAGCAGUUGCUGUUGAAUAGUCUCUCUCAUUUGCAGUUUGGUUUCUUUGGUGGACUGCCAAUAUAUAUCUUGGCAGGGUGUUGAGAAGAUAGAGAACCUGGUGAUGGAUGAUUUCGUGAUACGGUUGUUUUGGUAUGAAUGACAGUGCCCUCUUUUCUUUUUUGUCUUUGUUAAAAUGCAAAUGAACCUAGGUUGCGUGACUCGGGUUCAAAAGUAUCGUGAAGACCCCUUGCGAAGA